This is a messenger RNA of Dermacentor albipictus, 2211 nucleotides long. RefSeq names its product chitinase-3-like protein 2. Gene Ontology annotation, cellular component: extracellular region. Gene Ontology annotation, biological process: carbohydrate metabolic process; chitin catabolic process. Gene Ontology annotation, molecular function: chitin binding; chitinase activity. The record is from RefSeq and is a predicted model, not a curated record. NCBI's taxonomy places the organism in Eukaryota, Metazoa, Arthropoda, Arachnida, Ixodida, Ixodidae.
GAGCACUCCCUAUGCGAAGACAAAGCGGAGGGAGCGCGCGCUUCGCCGACCGUCCCCGCGGCUUUGGACCGAACCGGCCCGAUUCCGUUGCGAGGACCGGCGCUGUCGUUUCGUCGUCGUGGGAGGCGAGUGUCAACCAGCGCGAGGGCCGCGAACUGGACACGGGCAACGCGCAAGCCGACACCAGCCUUGGACGAUCCACGCACCUGCCUACGCAGACCUGACUCGUCGCACUUGCAGCAGAUGCUGGCCGCGUCGACGGUGCUUGCACGAUAAGCGCGGCAUCCGAGUCCCGUACGCGCUCCCCACGCACUCGAUCCGUCGUGGGAAGCGGCGCGGUAGUCAGCAGAGCGCGCCUUCUACUUUACUGACGGACGGUACUUCAAGCCGCGGGACGCGCUGACCGGCGCGUAGCGCCAGCGGAUCGAGCCAUGCACGUGGACGGCUUGUACCGCACUCUGGCCCGGUGGCGUCGCAACCACCUGGACCCGCUCUUCCGGCUCGGUGCCCGACAGAUCGACCGAAGGCCAAGUCUUCCGCCGUCCAAGAUGGCGGGAAGCAACCGUGCGGCGUCGCCGGCAGCCAACUCGUUCGUGCUGUACGGCGCCGUGUUCGUGGGCGGUGCCGUGGCCUCCUUCAUGCUGGUGCUCGCCAUCCUGACACCGUCCGGCCGAGAGGCCGCGAACCGCGCGCCGCUUGUGGCCGCACAGCUGGCCAACGAGCGGACGGUGAGGCGAUCCCGGGGCUUCAUCUUCUCGCGGCAGAGCGGGUCGGUGCUGAAGCCGAGGGAGGAGGCGCCGCUGCUGUGCUUCUACGACCGAUACACCGAGCGAAAGAAAGAACCCGUGCGCUACCAGCUGCUCAAGCACCUGCCUGCCAGGUUCUGCUCGCACCUGGUGUACGGCUUUGUGAGCCCCUCGGACCUGAACAACGGCUCGUCGGGCGGCUCCUCUCAGGCGGGUCCCAUGGCGGAUGCCGACCACCGCAUCCGCCAGAUGGUGCAGCUCAAACAGCUCUACCCAACGCUCAGGGUGCUCGUCGGGGUAGGCGGACCCAAGGUGGACUCCAAGUCGUUCUCGGACGAGCUCAUCACCGAGGGUCGCCGCGAGCACUUCGCACAGCGAGGCGUCCGCUGGCUCCGCGCCCGCCACCUGGACGGCAUGCACGUGCAGUGGAUGUAUCCGGGAGAGGGCAACGGCCGCCCUUCGGACCGGGAGAACUUCCCGAAACUGCUCGCACAGAUCAGGAACGCCUUCAGGGCCGAGAGCAGCCGGUGGCACCUGACCAUGUACCUGCCGCAUGAGGAUGACCGGGUGGACCGUGGCUUCGAGCUGCGCAACGCCCUGCGCUCGGUGCACUACGCAGUCAUGGGUUCAUUCGGCUUCGUCGAGCCCGGCCGCGCCGAGGUAUCCAGCCCGCUGUACAACCGGCCACCGGCUGGCGAAAACCGUUCGCCCAUCAACAGCGUCCACGAGCUGGUUGUCCUGCUUCUGGAUCGGGGAGCGCCCAGGAACAAACUGCUGCUGGCCGUGUCCGCGUCCGGCUACAGCUACGCGCUCGCGAGGGCUGACACUGAUGUGCGAGCCCCUCUGCGCGGCGGCGACGGCCGCGGCCAGGCUGGGCCGUUCUCGUCGACGCCUGGUCGGCUGGCCUACUUCGAGAUCUGCUACAACGUGUAUCGAAACAGCUGGGCGCGCGUGUUUGACGCGGCCACAUCUUGCCCGUAUGCCUACCGUGGCCAGGAGUGGGUCACCUACGACGACGCUGACUCGGUCCGGGCAAAGGUGGCCUUUCUGCGCAACCAGACGCUGGGUGGCGCGGCGCUCAUGGACGUGGCAGCUGACGACUACAUGGGCAUGUGCGGGCCCCGCAACGUGCUGGCACGCACUCUACGUUCGGCGCUCAAGCACUACUCGCCACCAGUGGCACAGAGCCCGUCGUCCCACAGGAAAAAUGCGGCAACGGCGCAGCACCAGAAGCACUACCCACACAUCGCCCGGCAAAUGUUCAGGCACAAGCGACGUUUCGGCUAGACAGCAGCCCUCCAUCACAUGCCAGUGUGAGCACGUGUUGUAUGUCCCCCCCCGCACCAUCAGUGUCCUGCCAUCAACAUUGUCGCGACACCAUCAUCGCACUUCACUUGCUCUUUCUCAUUUUCUUUUUCCUCUGUUCCUCUCAUUUUCUCUUCGAAAUAAAAGGUUUUGUCACCAA